AUGGUGAUGGAUGACGAAUGGAAGAAUUAUAAAGGAGAUAAAGUAAUUGAAGCUAAAGCGUGCGAAAUAAAAUCUCUUGUGAUGGAUGAUGAAUGGUGGAAUACUAUUGAAUACUUGUUGAGGUGUACGGAGCCAAUAGUAUCCAUGCUUAGAAGUGCCGACCUUGAUUGUCCAAAAUUGCACCCUAUUUACGACAUGUGGGAUACAAUGAUUGAAAAGGUGAAGGUGAUUGUAUUUGAGCAUGAGGGGAAAGAUCUUAUUACCGGCCAAUCGAAUGUUUUUGCUACAAUUCAAGGAAUUCUUAUGGCAAGGUGGAAUAAGAGUGAAAGCAACGGGUUAAGAAGACUUGCUCCUAAUGAAGAUAUAGAGAUUUCACAAAAUAGACUCAAAUGCUUUCAAAGAUAUUUCAAGGAUCCGAAUGAUUUAAAGAAAGCUUCUUUGGAGUAUGGGACAUUUUGUUGUGGGAAUGGUUACUUUGGUGAGCCUCAUGUAAUUGAUGCUAUGGGGUAUGAGGAGCCUUUAUCUUGGUGGGCUAACCAUGGUAUAAAUGCUCCACUUUUACAAAGUCUGGCUUACAAAUUGCUUUCCUAG
Molecule: messenger RNA, 591 nt
Organism: Nicotiana tabacum (common tobacco)
Lineage: Eukaryota; Viridiplantae; Streptophyta; Magnoliopsida; Solanales; Solanaceae
Source: RefSeq, a predicted model, not a curated record